This is a messenger RNA of Odocoileus virginianus texanus, 5791 nucleotides long. Lineage: Eukaryota; Metazoa; Chordata; Mammalia; Artiodactyla; Cervidae. The record is from RefSeq and is a predicted model, not a curated record.
ACUCCGUAGGGUUGCAGAGAGUUGGACAUGACUGAGCACAGCACAGCAGUAUGUAUGGGUGGUGCCUCUGGAUCAGGAAUUACAGAAACUCUUCCCAAGAACAGCCUUGGUGCCAUCGGCUGUAAGCAUACUCAGAGAAAAGAAAGAGCAGCGGGAUAGGGUGAAAGAGGACGGAGGGUCAGAGGCCUAAUAAAGCCAAUAAAAAAAUGCAGGAGCUUUCCUUUACUUACGCAUUCUCAGGAUGUGAACGAAAGUGAGAAAUGAACAAAAGCUACUCACCAGAAUAAUGGUGUCUCUUUCUACCCUAACAAAGUCAGUGAUCAUGGGCGAUCAUUUCAGUUUUGGUUGAUUACUGUUGGUUGCUAGUAUGUACUAUAAUCUGUAAAUAUGUUGAUUGCUUGUCCCUAUUUUUGAAAUUAAAAAAAAAAUUUUAAAGAAUAAUAGCACUGUGGAAGUGCUGGUAAGAAAGAGCUUGUGACUGCAGUGGAAAAGAAAGUGAAACUUAAUAGAUAUGGUCACGUUGGUCAUUGAAACAGUGUUACUUUUGUAUUUAAGAAAAAAUGGAUUUUGGACUAGUCUUUUGGAAUCCAACCUUUUACAGAAAAAAAACAACUUUUUUUAAAAUCAGGAAACAUCCCUUGAUUCUGGUUAUCUGGUUAUUCUUACUGUGGUUCAUCAAAUUUAGAAUAUUGGUUUCCUCAUUAUCAAAAGUAGUAUAGUCAUUGUUUAUAAAGAAUAUACAUAGAGUUUAAACAUCUAUGAUAGAUUGUAAAAAUAUGAUAGAUUGAUGACAGAAAACAAUUAUCUGUCAUCAAUGUCUGUCUUUUAUUAUGGGCACAUAGAUUUGGUAAUUACAGAAGAAAUGUUAAAGACAGUGGUUACUUACCCAGGCAAGUUUUGCGCUAAUUAUUAUGGUGCCUGGCAAUUGCUUUGCAAGUAAUAGACACUGAAACAUGUAUUCAGUUGAAUUAGGGGGACAUAAUUUUCAAGUGUGAAACAGUAUACAGUUAGUGCUAAUUUUGUGGUAGGGGCAAUAAAUGUUGUAUUUUUGAAGGCCCGUGUGGGUCAAGUCACAGAGGUUGGGAGGUUGUGAAAGAAAUGGGCCUUGAGUUGAGCAUUUUGAAGGAUGGAGAACAUAGAAAUGGCUGCUGAGACGUGGGAGAGGAAUUCCAGGUGUAGAGGAUACUAUAAGUUGAGAAGGGAGGCAAGAAUGAAUGUGGUUUGUGUGAACAGCCUGGGAAGACAAGCCUAGUACAGAAGAACUAGAUGAGACCUUAAAGGAAAAUAUUGUAUGUAUGUUCUGUAUAUCUGUCUGUCAAAGUACUUUUCCCACCUCUAGACUUGGUGCAUUGGUCAAAAACUACCUGACUCAAGGAGGGGGGCGGGUACAUGUGUACACAGGUCUGAUUCAUGUUUACACAGCAUUGUAAAGCGAUUAUCCUCCAGUUAAAAAUUCAAACUGCCUGAAUAGUAGUGCUAAAACUACUUUCCCAGUGUUAGAGUUGAACUCAUUAUUAAAAGAAGUGUACCAGAUGAGUAUGGGAAACUGCUGGGUAAGAAGUUAAUGAGUAGAAAUAUCACCUGAAUUGAAUUGAGUUCUUAACAGUUAAAUGUUGUUUUUUUUUUUUUAAUUUUUAAUUUCCUGUUAGGGAAAUCAUAGUCAUCCAUGAUAACCCCUAGAAUCUGGAAUAUAUAGCAAACUGACUACUGAAAUUAGGAAAAUGAGUGUGUGAUUUAGCUAGUACACACUGGCUGGAUUUACCUUUUCAGGAAAGUGAUUCAUGAGAUCAGCUUCAUUCCUGAACUUGUCUCUUUAAAAUUAAAAUUGUAGAUGCUGUGUCAAAGAACUAGAUGUUAUCUAAUGUGAUUAUUUGUAUUUCUUUGUCUCUUUAUGUCAUAUAUGUGGCUAAAACCAUAUGAUGCAGUGCGUAACAAAAUUGUGAUCAACAUUUAAAUUAAAAUUUCCUUUGACUUUAGUUAGUAGUAGUAACUUAAAAAAAAAAAAGAGUUAAAUAGACAGAAGUCUUUGCAGGCACUUUGUAAAGCUUUUCUCCCUCCACUGUGAAAUUGUUUUCACUCUUAAGUUGCGCUUCUGUUUUUCUAUUGUAAAGUGCAGUUCUUUGCAUGUUCUAAUUUGCCAUGACGUGGUCAAGUGCUGUUUCCUUCCUGUUGCUUGCAAGCCUGUGCUAGAGAUAAGGGUACGUUUCAGUGCAUUAAAAAAGAAGCCACUGAAGACAGACUCCAGCAUGGUCAAGAAGUUCCAGAGAAGAAAAAUUUCAGAAAAAUUGCCUCAGUUUAAGUAAAAUCUCAGUGAAGCAAGAAAAUUUGAAGUACCUUCCUUAAAGAAAACCUGGGUAUACAGUAACUUCACAGGUCUAGCUUGGCUUAUUUACGCAAAUUGUUCACUGGUCUCUGCUGCCUGGUACUUGGACCUGUUUGGAAUUUUUCUCAUGUGGAUCUAAGGGGAAUGCUUUAUUAUGGCUGCUGUUGUCCAACAGAACGACCUAGUAUUUGAAUUUGCUAGUAACGUCAUGGAGGAUGAACAACAGCUUGGUGAUCCAGCUAUUUUCCCCGCCGUCAUUGUGGAGCACGUUCCUGGUGCUGAUAUUCUCAACAGCUACGCAGGUCUGGCCUGUGUGGAGGAGCCCAACGACAUGAUCACCGAGAGCUCCCUGGACGUCGCCGAGGAGGAGAUCAUCGACGAGGAUGAGGACGACAUCAGCCUCACAGUCGAAGCUUCCUGUCGUAACGGGGACGAAACAAUCGAGACCAUUGAGGCUGCUGAGGCACUCCUGAACAUGGACUCUCCCGGCCCCAUGCUGGGUGAGAAGCGCAUGAAUAAUAAUAUAUUUAGUUCCUCUGAAGAUGACAUUGUUGUUGCCCCAGUCACCCAUGUAUCCGUCACACUAGAUGGGAUUCCUGAAGUGAUGGAAACUCAGCACGUCCAAGAGACAUAUGCACACUCACCAGGACCCUCAUCACCAGAGCAACCUAAGAGAAAGAAAGGGAGAAAAACUAAACCAUCACGUCCAGAUUCCCCAGCCACUACACCAAACAUAUCUGUGAAGAAGAAAAACAAAGAUGGGAAGGGAAACACAAUUUAUCUUUGGGAGUUUUUACUGGCACUGCUCCAGGACAAAGCUACUUGUCCUAAAUACAUCAAAUGGACUCAGCGAGAAAAAGGCAUUUUUAAAUUGGUAGAUUCUAAAGCAGUAUCCAGGUUGUGGGGGAAACACAAAAACAAACCUGACAUGAAUUAUGAGACCAUGGGAAGAGCUCUCAGGUACUAUUACCAAAGGGGUAUUCUGGCAAAAGUAGAAGGUCAGCGCUUGGUGUAUCAGUUUAAGGAUAUGCCGAAAGACCUUAUUUAUAUAGAUGACGAGGAUCCAAGUUGCAGCAUAGAGUCUUCAGAUCCGUCACUGCCGUCAACAACCACUUCGAGUAGGAACCCAGCAAGUCGAUCGAAAGCAUCCUCAAGUCCAGGGAUGAAAGGAGGAACCACUACAGUUCUCAAACCAGGGAAUGCGAAAGCUGCAAAACCCAAAGAUGCCAUGGAAGCUGCGCAGCCGUCCGAGGCCCUGAGGACAGUACAGUCCACACAGACUCCGUACCCUACCCAGCUCUUCCGGACUAUUCACGUGGUGCAGCCGGCACAAGCUGUUCCGGAAGCAGGAGCAGCCAGCAGCAUGCCAGAGGAGACGAUAAAUCCUUCCGUUCCGAGUAUUAGGACCAUACAGACUCCAGCCCAAGUUCCAGUGGUGGUAUCUCCUGGGAAUCAGCAUUUGCACACGGUAACACUCCAGACAGUGCCGAUCACAACAGUGAUAGCCAGCGCAGACCCGUCGUCAGCUGCUGGAUCUCAGAAAUUCAUCUUACAAGCCAUCCCAUCCUCACAGCCCAUGACAGUCCUCAAAGAAAACGUGGUGCUGCAGCCUCAGAAGCCGGGCUCCCCGCCCUCCAUCGUCCUGAGUCCUGCCCACGUGCAGCAGGUCCUCACCAGCAGCAUCCCGACUGUCUGCAACGGAGCCGUCAGCGCGGCUUCGUCUCCGCCCUUCAGCGCCACCACGCCCAUGGCGACCUUUUCUCAGCACAGUUCACAGCUGGUUGCUCACCCACCUGGCACUGUAAUCACUUCAGUUAUCAAGGCUCAAGAGGCAAAGACUCACAUACAGGAAGAAGUGAAAAUGGAGGCUGGAGAGGCUGUGAAAGAAGGCGCGGAGCACCCCGAGCCGCAGCCACAGCCUUACGUGAUGGUGGUCUCCAAUGGGUUUCCUUCGCAGGUAGCUAUAAAAAACGAACUGCUGGAACCCAGCUCCUUCUGAGGAAUACGCCAAAGGAAUUACAGAUGGUUGUUGUUUAACUGAACAUUUUUGAUUGUCUGCAAACUAUUGAUUCUAAGAUAAAUCCUCCACACCGUUCCUCAUUUUGUAGUUACUUGUUAAAAGCUAGUAACAGUUAAUUUUGACUUUGGUAGAUGAGGGGGGAAAACCCAAAUGCUUCUGUUUGUCCUCCAGAAGUUUCAGAAUUCAGUUGUGAAGGAACAGGCGUUUUAUACUAUGAAGACAUUCUUUUGAGAUUUUUUUCAGUGGUUAUAUCAUAAGCAUUUUACAAGCACCAUUUUAAAUUUUAUAUUGCAUUAGCUUUUCUGAUUCUUUUGUAAACACAAUACUUAAAUGUAAGACAUCAGGAAAUUUAUAUAGGAGCUGUUUUCAUUCCACUGUAUCAAAGGUUAAGUCUUGACUCUCUGAAAUCCAAGACACCUAUUUUAUGCUUUGUUAAAAUUAUGAUUUCACUUAGAUUGACUUUAGUUUGUUGCACUGUAUGUUGAGCUAUGCCUAUGUAAAAUAUAACUUCAAAAAUUGAAAUGUCCCCAUGAUAGGGCUAAACCUGUUUCAGAAGCAGGAUAAUAGAAAAGCAUCAGCCUAAGAGUGGUUCUCCUGCUGACUAGCUCUGUAACCUUGGGCAAGCCACUUGAUCUUCUGGGCCUCCUAAGAGGAAUGGUGUAUUGGAUUAGACUCCAACUCCUAUCUAAUUCCUAUCUAGUUCUCCAAUUUCCCAUCUAGUUCUAAAUUUUAUGAUUCUAACUCCUAUCUUUUCUCAAUUUAUCAGAUUUAUCAAUUUAUCAAAGUUAGUAUCAAUUAAAACAUUAUCAGCUUAUCUCCUAAUGUAAAUAUAACUAAAAUACUACAGAAAAUUAAUGGCCCUACAAAAUUCAUUUUUCUAUUAUCUGUAAGACCUGCUAUGAACCUGAUUUCUUCCUAAAUUGUUUGUUCAUUAACUCUUUAGGCCCCUGUGCACUGUGAUCCACUAGUAAACUUACGUUGCUGAGUGCUAAAUGAUAUACUGCUAUUCUGAAAGAGUCAGGGCUCUUUAAGGGCCCAGAAAGCAACCAAGCCUUGGCUAAUCUGACUGAGUAGUCAGUUGCUAUAAAACUGUAGUUGCUUUAUAUUUUGGAUCUUUUUUUUAUUGGGAGUGGGGGAGGGGGAAUUACAUACAAAGAUAAUAUACAUUAUAUAUCCAUGUUUCUAGAUUACUUUUUAGAUUACUUUUUCAUCUGUAAAUAAUGUACAUUUAACUUCACAAGAAAAAUUGUUUCUUGCAAUUUUUUAGUAUAGCAAAAAGUAAUUUUUGUAGAUGAAAAAAUCAUUAUGUUUAGAGGUCUAAUGUUAUAUGUUUUCAUAUUACAGAGUGAAUUUGUAUUUAAACAAAAAUUUAAAUUUUGGAAUCCUCUAAACAUUUUUGUAUCUUUAAUUGGUUUAUUAUUAAAUAAAUCAUGUAAAAAUUCUGUGUU